UCUCUCUCUCUCUCUCUCUCUCUUCCCCGCCUCCUCUUUAGCCUGCUGCUAUCUGAUCUACGAUAUGUGAUCUCUCGGAUAAAACAACACACUUCCAAGCCACGCACGCACGCUCCAUCUCUUCAACACACGGGUACUGCUACUGAACAGCGGCGGCGGCGAAAAAUGCCGUUCUCCUAGCAGCAGCAGCUUCCCCCCACCUUGGCUUGCGCCUGACGAUGUGGCCAUGUCCCCCUCUCUGCUGCCUACCUCCUUGCUCUUUCUAUGCCUGCUCUUCUUACCCUCGGGGCACCUCUGUCCCUCCGUCUGUAGCUGCAUGGACUACCACACCAUCGACUGCCGGGACCAAGGGCUUCCCCGAGUCCCCAGCCCGUUCCCUCUGGACGUGCGGAAACUUCUCAUCGCCGACAACAACAUCCAGGAGAUCCCGGGAGACUUCUUCAUCUUCUACAGCGACCUGGUCUACCUGGACUUCAGGAACAACUCCAUCGCCACCCUGCAGGACGGCACCUUCAGCAGCUCCAGCAAGCUUGUCUACUUGGAUUUGAGCUACAACAACUUGACGCAGCUGGAUGCCGGCAUCUUCAAGUCGGCAGAGAAGUUAAUCAAGCUGAGCCUGGGGAACAAUAACCUGGCAGAGGUGGACGAGGCCGCUUUCGAGAGCCUGAAGCAGCUCCAGGUCCUGGAGCUGAACGACAACAACUUGCAGACGUUGAAUGUGGCCACCUUUGACGCGUUGCCCAACCUCCGGACCAUCCGCUUGGAGGGCAACCCUUGGCUUUGUGAUUGUGACUUUGCCAGCCUCUUCAGCUGGCUGGAGGCUAAUGCGCCCAAGCUCCAGAAAGGUCUUGAUGAAAUCCAGUGUACUGUCCCUGUGGAAGACAUCACCGUCUUUCUCAGUGAAUUAUCAGAGGCCAGUUUCAGGGACUGCAAAUUUAGUUUGUCACUCACAGACCUUAUAAUCAUAAUCUUCUCUGGCGUCGCCGUCUCCAUCGCUGCUAUCGUGUCAAGCUUCGUUUUGGCGCUGAUUGUGAACUGCUUCCAAAGAUGUGCACCCAGUAAGGAUGAUGAUGAAGACGAAGAUGAUGAUGACUGAACCCCCUUCUCUUGGCAUGUCACGGAAUAAGUCCAAAGACCAGGGUAGGAAGAGACAACAACCGUUUAAAAGUGCAUCGCAACGAAACAAAUGUCUAAGGGCUCAGUACUCCUAUCGAAGUCUCAGUGGUAUUUUCCCAUUUAUAUAUCCCUGGGAAAUGCUUUAAGUUUUAUGGAACCUUUCCUGGUUUGAUCUCUUGAUCCAAUCCAGAGUUUAAAAUUAAUCUUAAAAUAGAUUCACUAGGAGGGAAGAAAAUAAAGAUCAGAGAUCGCCAAUAUUGGAGAAGGCUAGGAUUUCUUUCUGGCCUCUCUCUCUCUCUCUCUCUCUCUCUGGGUUUUAUUUUUUAAUAGUCUUUAUUUUAGAUUUUUUUUCACAAUGUUUUUAAAGGAAUAAAGACAGCCAUCUGUUGGAGAUGUUCCAGUUCUGGAUUUCCUGCAUCAAACAGUUAGCCUCGAUGACCUUCAAAGGAUCCUCUAGCUCUGAGUUUCUAUCAUUCUAUGAUUAUGUGAGAUGAAAUUUCAGAUAGCAGAGUUAUUUCGAUUAACAGAUGAGCAGCAAGGAAGAGAAGCAAAACAUUGUUAGCCC
Lacerta agilis (Sand lizard) is the source of this 1681-nucleotide messenger RNA. RefSeq names its product leucine rich repeat containing 38 (gene LRRC38). Gene Ontology annotation, molecular function: transmembrane transporter binding; potassium channel activator activity; voltage-gated potassium channel activity. The record is from RefSeq and is a predicted model, not a curated record. Gene Ontology annotation, cellular component: voltage-gated potassium channel complex. Lineage: Eukaryota; Metazoa; Chordata; Lepidosauria; Squamata; Lacertidae.